CUGGUCUUGGCGGCCUCCCUCUCUCGGUCCCGCCGCCGCCCCCUCGGUUCUUUUCGGGAGGCCAACGAUGUCGCCAUGAGGGAGGCCGAGAGGAGCGCGCCGCGCCGACCCCGUCGCCGCCGGGCCAUGCGCCUGGCCUCGGGCUUGGGCCUCGCGUCCUCAUCCCCGCUCUCGCUUCUUCUCCGUCUCCACAGCGGCGCCGCGGAGGCGCCUUUGGAUGCUUCAGAGCCCGGCUCCGGGAAGCCCAGCGGUUGCAGCGGCAGCGGCAGUGGUAGUUGCGGCGGCCACAGCGACGGCGGCAGCGGCGGCGGCCAACCCUCCGCCCGACAGGAUGGACAAGAGCAACCCCUCCGGCUCCGGCCUGGGCGGCGGCGGAGCCUCCUCCUCCUCUUCCUCCUCGGCCGGCGCCGGCAAAGGACAGCCGCCGCGCUCUAACUCCGCCGGGCCCGCCGGAGGAGGAGGAGGAGAGUCCAAGCCCAAGGGCGAUGGAAAAAAUGCGAAUGGAUCCAAACAGCGUUAUAACCGUAAGCGAGAAGUCUCGUAUCCCAAAAAUGAGGGCUUCUCGGGCCAGUCCCGUCGCUCCGCUUCACAGAAAAGCAAAGCUUUUAAUAAGGUGCCCCCUCAGAGAGGACAGGGCAGCGGCGGCAAGCCUUUUAGUACUUCUUCUAAUGGCGGAAGACGAGAUGAGGUAGCAGAGGCCCAACGGGCAGAGUUCAGCCCUGCCCAGUUUUCUGGCCCCAAGAAGAUUAACCUGAACCAUUUGUUGAAUUUUACCUUUGAGCCUCGUGGCCAGGCUGGCCACUUUGAUGGGAGCGGCCGUGGCACUUGGGGGAGAAGGAACAAGUGGGGCAACAAGCCUUUCAGCAAGGAGCUCUUUCUUCAGGCCAAUUGCCAGUUUGUGGUGAGCGAUGACCAGGACUACACAGUCCACUUCUCUGAUCCAGACACCUUGGUCAACUGGGACUUUGUGGAACAAGUGCGGAUUUGCAGCCACGAAGUGCCCUCCUGCCCAAUCUGCUUGUACCCGCCCACGGCUGCCAAGAUCACCCGCUGUGGGCACAUUUUCUGCUGGGCCUGCAUCCUGCAUUACCUGUCUCUCAGCGAGAAGACUUGGAGUAAAUGCCCCAUCUGCUACAGCUCGGUCCACAAGAAGGACCUGAAAAGUGUUGUCGCUCUGGAAACCCAUCAGUAUGCAGUCGGGGACACCAUUACCAUGCAGCUGAUGCAACGGGAGAAAGGGGUCUUGAUUGCCCAGCCAAAGUCCAAGCUGACCAAUGUGACACAGCCUAUCCACCUAGGAGAUGAACAACACAGCCAGUAUUCAAAGCUGCUUCUGGCCUCAAAGGCUCAGGUGCUGCAGCAGGUGAUAUUGGAGGAGAAGGCUGCUCUCCUGCGUCAAUACGAAGAGGACAAGCACACACCUGAAGCAUGUUUCAUUGAAGCUGCCAUCCAGGAAUUGAAGGACCGAGAGGGCAUAUUGCUGACAGGAACAAGCAACGAUGCCAGUGUUGUCGGCGCCACAGCAGCUUUGGAAGAGAUGGUUGUGAUGGAGCUGCCUGACAAGGAAAUAGCAGCAGCAGCAGCAGCAGCAAUAUCCCAGGAAAAAAAGCAGUGCGUUAUACAAUACCUCUCUGCAUUUGAUGAAGAAAUUAUGAAGUCUCCUCCUGCGGAUUCUGCCAGCGGGAUUCAACCCCCAUUGGAAAUGGAAGAGUCUGCGGUGGUCAACAAGGAAGAGCCUGACCUGGAUCUGAGUGAAGUGAAAAAAUCUUGUCUGGCUGAAUCUGCUCCUGGGAAAUCUAGAACGGCACUCAGCAGCAGUCACCCAAGUAGCUCCCCUUUCUACUACUUCUACCAAGCUGAGGAUGGACAGUGCCUGUACCUCCACCCAGUGAAUGUCCGCUGUCUUGUCCAGGAGUACGGCAGCCUGGAGAAGAGUCCUGAGAAGAUCACUGCCACCGUGGUGGAAAUAUCUGGUUACUCCAUGACCGAGGAUGUGCGUCAGCGCCAUCGUUAUCUUUGCCAUUUGCCUCUCACUUGCGAGUUCAGUAUUUGCGAACUGGCCCUGAAGCCCCCUGUUAUCUCCAGAGAAACCAUGCAAAUGUUUUCAGAUGACAUUGAAAAAAGGAAGCGUCUGAGACAGAAGAAAGCUCGCGAUGAGCGACGUCGGGAGCGCAGAAUUGAAAUGGAGGAAAAUAAAAAACAGGGGAAGUAUCCAGAGGUCCGUAUUGCUUUGGAGAAUCUGCAGCAGUUCCCUGCCUUCAGUGCAUGUUCAGGAGAAUCGGAUGGUACUGAGAACCAGAGCGUCCCUCUGAUGUCUUCCAUGAGCAGAAGCCCAGUUUCUCAACCAGAGCCCUUGCUGACUCCGCUGUCUUCUGCCACCAGCCCUGGCAGCCCUUCUUUCGGUCCUGGGAACCUGGAGGAGGAAAUGGCCCUCCCCUCAUUUGCGGAGAUGCUGAGGGAUGGAAAAGCUAAAUCAGAUACUUGGAAUAUUUCCCAGCCAAAGAAGAAAGAAACAAGCGGUUGUUUCCUUCCAGAGAAUGCUAACCUGGCCCCUCCAGCUCCAGUGGACAGCGAUGGGGAGAGCGAUAGUUCAGACCGUGUUCCUGUGCCUAGUUUCCAGAAUUCCUUCAGCCAAGCUAUUGAGGCAGCCUUCCUAAAACUGGACAAACCAUCCACUUCCGACCACCACUUGGAGCAAAAAAGAGGCAAGAAGAAGAAGCAGAAGCAAAAGCUGCUCUUCAGCACUUCAGUCGUCCACACCAAGUGACCCUCCUAACAGACUGACUCGGCCUCCUGGUUUCUUUGUUUGCUUUUGUGUUUUUUUUGCUGCUAUAGAAAAAAAAGGUAUUUAAACAGGGGGCAGAAUAGGUUUGUUUCUGGGAUGAGGGGGUGGGCUUUAGGGCAUUUUAAUGAAGCAAUGGGUUCAGUUCAUUUUGAAGCAAAAAGUAUUGAAAUGCAGAUUGGGAAGCCAAAGUUUCAGGGUUGGACCGGGCUUAAUGCCUUUUGCCUGGGAUGAAUUGUGCAGCUGCCUUUGACACUCAGGAGGCAGAGAGAGGGCUUUGAAAGAAAUGGAAACGAGUGUGGCAGUGGGCAAAACAUCCCCUUCUUUGUCUGUUCCCCCCCCCCCCUUUUUCUGGAAAUGGGGAGAUAAAUGUACUGGGCCAUUGAGCACUCCUGGACUGUGUGACAUCCAUGGACUCCAAAUUCCUCACAAAGAAAAGGAGUGGAAGCAAUUCAGCUCCUGCUCAAAGUUGAAGGACUAUGUGCUGUCCAGGGUCAAAAUGCCAUUGUAUUCAAUGAGGCAAGAGACACUCUUGGCCUCCUGGUGCUAAUUUGAUCACUUGGAGGGAGAAUUCAAAAUGUGUGCUUUCCUUUAGUUAAACAGGGUUCUCUUCAAUGUGCAGCAGGCUGUCCAGGACGUUUGGGCCUUGUGUUUUCUUGGCCCUGGGGUUCAAUUGGGGUUGUAUUCUGUGCAUUUAAGCCAUCCUUCUCUCCCUCCUUCCCACCUUAUUUUUCUUUUUCGGUGUGUGGAGAAGUCUCCUUUGGCACUGCUUUGUGGCUUGAUCUGAAACUAAUUCCUACUAAACAAAAGUGUCAGUUCCGUUGAAUACGAGGGACAUGUCAGUGUACUAUACCAGCAAAUAGUUGCAAUAAAACCAUAUGCACAACA
This is a messenger RNA of Anolis sagrei ordinatus, 3670 nucleotides long. RefSeq names its product ring finger protein 10 (gene RNF10). NCBI's taxonomy places the organism in Eukaryota, Metazoa, Chordata, Lepidosauria, Squamata, Anolidae. The record is from RefSeq and is a predicted model, not a curated record. Gene Ontology annotation, molecular function: transcription cis-regulatory region binding. Gene Ontology annotation, biological process: positive regulation of myelination; positive regulation of transcription by RNA polymerase II.